Messenger RNA from Molossus molossus (Pallas's mastiff bat), 1107 nucleotides. RefSeq names its product inhibin subunit alpha (gene INHA). The coding region runs from base 1 to 1107 and encodes 368 amino acids. Gene Ontology annotation, biological process: SMAD protein signal transduction. Gene Ontology annotation, cellular component: extracellular region. The record is from RefSeq and is a predicted model, not a curated record. Gene Ontology annotation, molecular function: cytokine activity; growth factor activity. The transcript has 2 exons. NCBI's taxonomy places the organism in Eukaryota, Metazoa, Chordata, Mammalia, Chiroptera, Molossidae.
AUGUUGCUCCAGCUGCCACUGGUGCUCCUCUUACUGGUGGCCCCACAGUGGGGGCUUGGCUGCCAUGGGCCAGAGCUGGACCGGGAAAUUAUCCUGGCCAAGGUGAGGGUCCUGUUCCUGGACGCCUUAGGGCCUCCAGCAGUGACCCGUGAAGGUGGGGAUCCUGGAGUCAGGCGUCUGCCCCGAAGGCAUGCUGUGGGGGGCAUCACGCGCAGGGGCUCUGAGCCUGAGGAGGAGGAGGAUGUCUCCCAGGCCAUCCUUUUCCCGGCUACAGGUGCCGGCUGUGAGGAUCAGCCAGCUGCGGGAGAGCUGGCCCAGGAGGCUGAGGAGGGCCUCUUCACAUACAUGUUCCAGCCAUCCCAGCACACACGCAGCCGCCAGGUGACUUCAGCCCAGCUGUGGUUCCACACAGGACUGGAGAGGCAGGGCACAGCAGCCUCCAAUAGCUCUGGGCCCCUGCUAGGCCUGCUCGCCCUGUCAUCUGGGGGUCCCAUGGCUGUGCCUAUGUCAUUGGGCCAGGCACCCCCUCGCUGGGCUGUGCUGCACCUGGCCUCCUCUGCUCUCCCUCUGCUGACCCAUCCAGUCCUGGUACUGUUGCUACGCUGUCCUCUCUGUUCCUGCUCAGCUCGACCUGACACCACACCCUUCUUGGUGGCCCGAACUCGGGCCAAGCCACCCAGCGGAGGGGAAAGAGCUCGACGUUCGACUCCCCCGCUGCCCUGGCCUUGGUCUCCGGCUGCACUGCGCCUGCUGCAGAGGCCUCCAGAGGAACCCGCUGCCCACGCCCACUGCCACAGAGCAGCCCUCAACAUCUCCUUCCAGGAGCUGGGCUGGGACCGGUGGAUUGUACACCCUCCCAGUUUCAUCUUCCACUACUGUCAUGGUGGCUGUGGGCUGCCCACCCAACCAGACCUGUCGCUGCCGGUCCCUGGAUCUCCCCCUACCCCUGUUCAGCCCCUUUCCCUAGUGCCAGGGGCCCAGCCUUGCUGUGCUGCUCUCCCAGGGACCAUGAAGUCCCUACGUGUCCGCACCACCUCAGAUGGGGGUUACUCUUUCAAGUAUGAGACCGUGCCCAAUCUUCUCACACAGCACUGUGCUUGCGUCUAA